CUUCACAGAUACGAGUUGGUUGCUAGACUGCAUCUAUUACGUCGUUCUGAAACGUUCUCGUGUUAUUAAGUGAUUUUCCUCUGAAAACUGAAUAAGCGUUAAAAAGUCGAAACGAUGUGAUAGCACGUGAUCAUGUCGUCGAUGCUGAUUGUUUUCGGGUCCAUCGCCGUGUUCACCAUGUCUGGGUUGUGCUGUCGUCCUAAUGAAUAUGAAACUACGGCUGGGGAUUGCUGUCCGAAGUGUCUUGAAGGUACGUUUGUUCGUCGAGACUGUACACCAAAAUUGAGACCACGGUGCAGCCGCUGUGAGAAUGGGACUUUUAUGAACAAACCCAAUGGCCUGAACAGGUGUCUUCCCUGCAGUUCCUGUCAACAAAGUCGUGGCCUCUAUGUCAAACAGGAGUGCACAGCAAUACAUGACACAGUGUGUGAUGUUUUAAGUGGGUAUUUCUGUAAAAGCUUGACAGAAGACACAGGAUGUAGUCUGGCAGAGAAACAUACACACUGUGUCCCUGGUCAAAGGAUUAAAGAAGCAGGCACCAGCAGAGCUGAUACAGUGUGUGAGGACUGUCAGUCAGGCUUCUUCUCUCAGGAUGGUGUGAACUGCACAGCUUGGAAGACGUGCACAGAAACCCAACCAAAGGUCAAAGAAGGAAGCACGAGCACUGAUGUCGUCUGUGGAAGUGCUUCAAGAAAUCGUUACUUUUAUAUUCCCCUGUUGUUAUUAUUAUUACCAGUUUCUGGGAUUGUGAUCAAAGGUUAGUAUUUGUUUUGCAUCAAUACUUUGAUUAGCUAACAUCUAACUCAACUUCUCAUUUUCUCCUCCUCUGUGGGUGGUUUCUUUCUCUUGGUUUCUUGCUUUUGCAUUUCAGACCAUUGACAAAGUAAUACAGUACAUGUCUCCUAAAUAUUGAUUUAAUCAGUUGCCAGCAUGCAAAUGCUUGUCUCAACGUGUUUGUUUGACGCCUGUGUUUGUUUUAAUAUCACACUUUUUCUAUACAAGUUAUGAUGAGCUAAAUUUGUAGUAUGCAAUGCAUUAUGACAGACAGGUAAACAGUCAUGAUUGUGACUGAUGAAAGGCAAGAUACGGCUGUAUUAACAGAUACAACUGUUUAUGGGCCUGUGAACUAUGUAAGGUGAACUGUUUAGGAUAGUGAAACACUGUCUAAGGUAGCAAAACACUGUGACCUCAUUUUAAUGAACUGUGAGUCUGAAAACAACAUCUCAUUGUGACCUUGCAUAAAACAGUUAUUUUUUUUUUUUAAAGAAAAGAAUGUACGAGGCCUGUAAGAGGCCUGGAAAUAAUGCUGCCAUGAUGCUUUGGGAGCUCAUCUGACAUUUCCUCUUGCACCACCAUGCUGUUGACAUUGGUCAUUAUAGUGAAAUGUCUCAAGUUACUGGAUUGAUUUAUAUUUUAUAUAAUUUAUAUAGUAUUUGUAUGGCUUGACAUUUCUUAAAUGCGAUAGUAACUAGCCUGUAAACAUUCCAUUUUACUUAUAUAUGUUUAAAUUGUAGGAAAGUCGCUAGCUUAAAUGCUACAAUAAUGGAGUUUGUUACAGUCCUGCCUGUGAGACAUUUUUGUUCCUGUUUUCCCAGGUACACAUUAUUAUUAUUUAUAUAUAUAUUAUUGACUACUGUUGCCAGUUUGCUCCAUGCUGUCCAUGUGUGUAUGUUUGUCGCGGAGUUUAUUACAGUCCUGCCUGUGAGACAUUUUUGCUCCUGUUUUCCCAGGAUAUGGGCAAUAAAUGGCGAGUUGAACCAAA
Molecule: messenger RNA, 1762 nt
Organism: Scatophagus argus
Lineage: Eukaryota; Metazoa; Chordata; Actinopteri; Scatophagidae
Product: tumor necrosis factor receptor superfamily member 14-like
Exons: 6
Coding region: 133-762 (209 amino acids)
Biological process (GO): negative regulation of alpha-beta T cell proliferation; defense response to Gram-positive bacterium; positive regulation of peptidyl-tyrosine phosphorylation
Cellular component (GO): external side of plasma membrane
Molecular function (GO): protein binding
Source: RefSeq, a predicted model, not a curated record